This is a messenger RNA of Phytomonas sp. Hart1, 6834 nucleotides long. Lineage: Eukaryota; Euglenozoa; Kinetoplastea; Trypanosomatida; Trypanosomatidae. The record is from the annotation of a GenBank genome assembly.
AUGGACAUCAAUAUCUCUAAUUUGACUGACGCGCACUUGUCGUUGUCGUGUUUAACUUCCCUCUCUCCGACAGCUUCAUCGCAGCCCUGCGAUUAUGUUUCACGUUAUAUCGUAGUCAAAAAUUCAUGGAGAGGAAAGUAUACCCGGGUAUUCUGCAUUGGAGCUAAUGGUAUCACUACCACCCAUCCUCAGACGUUAUUUCAGGUCACCAAUGACUUUCCGUAUUUAACAGGAUUCAUAAACAUCUCCCCCGAUCCCGAUUCAACCGUCCAGUUCAGUAUUUUUGUCAAAACGACGCCAAAUGCCUCAGUGAGCAAGAUGAGCUUUACUUGCACAUCCAAGGAGGAUCGGGCGGAUUUGCUGACGGACGUUGAGCGAUUUCGCGAGAAGUUCGACCCGACGCACGCGCGCCAGUUGGCGUCCUGCACCUUCGCGGCCCAGAAGUACCGCGCGGACCACCUCUACCACCCCAUCAACCUGCGCGUGAACAGCUUCGCGGUGGAGCAGCUCUCCCUCUCCACCGGCGCCGUCCUCGGCGCGUACGUCUUCACACAGAUCACCGGCCUGGGUUCCAUCCAGGGCGACCCCCACACCCUCGUGAUGGUCACAGGCGGGAAGGGGGCGAGGCGGCUGCACCGCUUUCAGGGCCCCGCCCUCCAGGUCCUGGCCGACCGCCUCACCCUGCACACCUCGCGCUUCAUCGGCCUUCCCCCCCCCUUCCCCCUCGGGGCCUUCUCCCCGGCCGAGUUCGACGCCACGCGGCUCGGCAUUAGGACGGACGCCCUCGAGCCCGCCGUGGACUUCCGCGUCUCGAAGCUGAGCCGGCGCCACCCCGGCAUCCCCCUCUACCGCCUCCUCGGCACCACUCCCCAGGGCCUGCUGGUGGAGCGGGACACGGGGAGCUACGACUGCCGCAGCGCGCGCCCGCUGGCGAGCGUCCUCGCCCUCCUUCGGUUCCCCACGAUGGAGCAGCUCCUCGGGGUUGUCUUUGCGGCGCCCGACACCGUCAAGAUCUACUCCUGCCCACUCCGGGAUAGCCUCCUCGCGCACCUCCUCGAGGCCUGCCGGGCAGCCGGGAAUACCCGCGUGUGCGUGCGGAGGGACGGGGUGGAUCGCGGGAGGCGUUUCGUCCCGCUCUGCAUGGCCGUCCCGGAGGAAAUCGAGAAAAUACUGCUCAUCUAUCUGAAUGAGCCCGAUAAAAUCAACAACUCCAGCUCGGCGCUUUUGACCGCUGUCGAGUUCUUCAACGCGAAUAUCGACUACAACGGCCUCAGCUGGAGUGAGAAUAAGGAUAGUGUAUUUAGCGAAAAUCGUGAAAAGCUUAUUUUUCAAGCCGUCAAGUCCCUUCUCUGUCGUUUUCCCCAUACUUCCGUUUCGGUGGAGUUGGAGCAGCUCUUUCACGCGCUUCGGAGGCUUACCUUAUCGAAAGCGGGGUUCGGCGUGAUUGCCCUGGUGCCAACGCUCGCUAAAGAAGUCGAAAAGCGCGUCGAGCACGCUCUCCAGCUUCAAGAUGCCUCACUGACCCACAGCGUCUUGGAGUUUCUCAACACCCUCAUGACGCCUCAUCAUAACAACUACGAAAUCAAGCACGAAAUGAUUAACAAAAACCGCAUUAUGGGCUCGGAAAGCUUUUCCGACGCUCUAAUUCUUUUGCUUAAAAAAAGCAUUCACAGUGAGGGCCCUUCCUUAGUGGUGCUCAGUCUUUUGAACUUUUUCGAGUAUCUACUUUGCCCACCCUACAGUGAAACCACCGACCCAGGAAUUUUCGAGUUGAACAUGUGCAAAAUGGUGCGGUUUGUUGGUAAAGGCUUAUUUGAUCUUCUUGCACACCCGUGCGAUACGAUUCGUUACGCAGCCGGACGGCUUAUUAGGGUGAGUAUGGAAGAAGGUAAUGAUGCGAAUUUUGAAUUCAUGCAGGAGGCCUCUCUCUCAGAGGGUGGUUUUCUGCAUGAGUUUAACGUCGCUGCCUUUGGCCAAAACCGGCGGUCGCGCGAUCUGGCGCGGCGGUUAUUGGGUUAUUGGGCCUUUAAAAAUACCCCGAUGCAGGAUUUACUCCGUCGUAUGAUUCCUGUUACACUGCUGCGAUUCCUGCAGUCUUCUGAGGAGCCGCCACAGGAUGAGAUGGAGUUGGUGCCACAGAAAGAAGUCCAUCCGAUGACAGACGCCUACCGGGAGGCGAAAAGCGGGUUCUUCCAGCGGUCUUUUUACCCUCAAAACGGAGGUACAUGCGCUGGAGGCGCUAUGGCAAUUGACAGCGGGGCCGAAAACGGAAGCCAAAUGCGAUUGCGUUCUCGCUCUGUACGGCCGAGCACAGGGCUCAACUGGACGCUGUUCUUUUAUCAAAUCAAGCAGAACCACAUGCGCCCGGAUCUUAUUUGGAAUCAAACAACACGAAACGAGCUCAGCAAUGCGAUUGAGGCGGAGCUGACGGCUUUUUGCUCAGGUCAUAGCUUUCACAGCAAGCAAGCGGUAGCGUGGAACCACCAAGAGUUCGAGGUGGUCUACCACUCCCUCGCGGAGGAGGUAAAGAUUGGCCAGCACUACCCUCGUUUGCUCUUUGAAAACCCCAACUCGAUUAUCGCGCGGCCGAAGGAGUUUUUUGAUGAUCUUUACCACCAUUUCCUUCUUGAGGAAAGGCUCCCGGAGAAGCUCGAGGCCCUCCGCGGCAUGGCGCAGCUGUACAAGCUCCACGAGAUGGCGAUUGGGGGGCUGUCUGAUUUCUCUCACUUCGUGCGCAUUCUCCGCUCGACGACCGAGCCGUUAUUUCGAGAUCGGCUCCUGCUUUUCUUUAGUGAGGCCCUCAAGGCGAGGCAUAACGUCAAGCUCUUCCUCGACGCCGAUGGGCUAGAGUCGUUGGUCGAGUUGGUCACCUUGGCGAAUCUCGAUUUUGACCGCCCGCCGAUGCGCACCGCCACGAACGCGAUUGCGCCCGGUAACUCGAUGGAAGCGCCUCGGGGGAAGGAAAAGGAGUGGUACUACGAGAAAGGCAGAUCAAAAUCAGAGCUGGUAUCCUUUCUUAGGCUUAGCGAACUCUACGUGAUGGGUGAAAUACAAGAUACGACGAGGGUGUGGGCGCAGGGGAUGUCUGAAUGGAAGCAACUUCGGGAGGUUCCCCAGCUACGUUGGGGGAUACUCUGCGAGGAGAUGCCAUCUAUCCUCAGCUAUACAGCGGUAACCUGUACCGUCUUGGAUAUUUUUCAGUAUAUUUGCGAUCAAUACCCAUCACGCAAUUCAAGCGGUGCUAUUAUGCAGCCUCUUCCAAGAGUGAAGCGCUUUCUUAGUAGUACGACCGUCCUGCCGUAUAUCGUGCAGUUAUUGCUCACUUUUGACUCCGCGGUGUGCGAGCGGGUAAAUAGGCUUCUCUACAGUAUCAUGGAGGAUAAUCCACUCAUGAGUUAUCUUUUCUUUACAGGGUACUAUUACUUCUCGCUUGUCUACACCGCCUCCGACGUGCUGCCGUUUUCUCGCAUGUUAGACCUCACCCAUCACCAUCAAUCCAUUGUGUAUCACGUGAACAGCGGCGCGGUGACGCAAAAGAGCGUCCUCGCACCACUGCUACCUCAGGCGAUGGUGUGUUUUCUGGAGAACCACGGCCCCGAGCGUUUCGCCGAGGUCUUUCUUGGCGAAUACGAAACUCCCGAAAUCAUCUGGGGGGAAAGCAUGCGCUUGCAUCUGGCGUGCAAGAUCACGGCCCACAUCGCCGACUUCCUCCCACGUCUUUUUAGCAAUAACACCUUGGUCUAUGAGUACUGCCCAAUUGGCAACAUUAUGUAUCAACAGCUGGGGCAGGAGCUUUUCUGCACCAAUUACUAUCUACGUCAUCUGUGCGAUACGCAGCGGUAUCACAAUUGGCCUAUUCGUGAUCACGUUGCCUUUUUGCGCGAUCUUCUGACUGCCUGGCGGGAUGAGCUCAAUAAAAAGCAGUGCAGUCUCUCUCGUGAAGCAUGUCUGAACACGUUGGAGCUGGCGCCGUCCGGCGAGACAGUGAUACCGCCGAAGAUUCGCAAGGCCUUCUUUGAACUCUCUAUGCGCUAUCAUCCUGACAAGAACCCCAAUGGCCAGGAGCGAUUUCAAGCGAUACACGAAGCUUAUACAUUUCUCAUGAAUGAUACCGCGUAUUCUGACAAGCCGGAUCCACAUAAUAUCAACCUUAUUCUGCAAUCACAGUGCAUCCUCUUCAAGCGGUGCGCGGAAAACCUCAAAACGUACAAAUACGCUGGAUAUGAGCUCCUGUUUAAGUUGCUUCGAACCGAACUGGACGAUUGUGAGAUGCUGCGGAAGCCCGUACUUCUCGUCCUGUCCGCCAUCGAGCUUUGCCGCCUUACGGUCGAGAACGCCCCACUCAACGCGGACGAGCUGCGAGCGGAGGGCGGGAUUCCACUCCUCGGCGAGCUCACCUCCCGCUGCUUUGACUUCAUCACCCCCAACGCCAGGCCGGAUGCGGUUCACGUGAGGGCUGCCGUGCACUGCAUGUGGACCUUCGCCGCCGUUGCGCAGUUUGAGGACUGUCAGCGCGGGAUUCGCGAGGUUUCCGGCCUUUCAGAACUCACAGCGAAAGGCGUGACGUACGAAAACGUCCUCGAGCUCUCACGCGCGUGUAUUCAGGCGUGUGAGGCGCAGUGCCGGGAUCCCGAGCUGCAGUCGCGGCUGAUUACGGCGGGGGCGCCCUGGUAUCUGUUAAGAAUUCUGCUUUGGUACGAUCCAACGUUGGAGCGUGCGGGGGUGGAGCUGGAGGAGUCCCACCAUAUUCAACUUUCCAGAAAUCACAUGGCGGUGUUGGCGAUGAGGGUGCUCUGCGCUCUUGCGGGAUACGCACCGGAUACCAGCUAUUUCGCUACGAAGCCCGACGACGCGGUACGUCGUCUUCUAACGCGACUGCUACCACCCUAUCUUCUUAAUAUCAUUACUACUGUACCUGGUCGAGAAAUUGAGGUGAUUUCUUAUCUAAAUGAACAUUCCGAGAAUCCUCAGUUCUACUGGAAUCACACCUGUCGUGCGGAGCUGGAGGAGUUGCUGGAGGAAAAUUCCAACCGCUGCCUUAGAGGGGAAAUAUCAGGGUAUGACGCGAUAUCAUUGCUGUGUGAUGGGGACUUUUCCUACACGCUGCACAAAAAUGAAAUCCAGGUAGGGGGUAUCUUCCUGCGCAUAUACAAAGCCCAACCAGAGUUCUACAUUGAGGACCACGUCGCUUUCUUCUCCGCGCUUAUCACAGACCUCAAGGCUUGCCUAUUUAACACUGCUUCGUUAUCACGUCUUUCACUCAUCGUAACGUCAUUAAAAUACUUUCUUCAAGGCCACUUCCACAAAAUUGAAAAAAUUUCAGAGCAGCACGUCGUUGUGCUGGUCGAGCUGCUUGACAUUUCAUUCCACGCCGAGAUACUCUUACCAGCCUUGAAUCUUCUUGAGCACUUGAUGGAUUUGGAAUAUUUUACAGAGUCGAUCUGCAGGGUGCGUUUUGUAAUUUCUCGACUGACAAUUCUGCUAGGCAGCCCUGCCGAGGUUGAGGUUCACAAAUCAUCUUUGCAAUUUUUAAUGCGGCUGCUUGCCUAUCGGCCUAUGGUACAAGACGUUAUGGAUUGUGGAAUGUAUCUGGUUCUUUUGCUACAGUACGCAACCAGUAGCGCCAAGGAAAUUCGAGAGAUGAGUUGUGUGUGCCUUGGAAAGGCUCUUUGUAAUAAGCUCGUCGGGCCUAAACUGUACCUGAUCUGCGCGCAGUACCUCCCUCAAAUUUUUAUCGAUGUUAUUAAGGACACUAAUCCCGCACAAGCAUGCACGAUGCUAGACGCACGAGAGCAGACGCCGGAGCUUAUUUGGAACGAGGAUCGGCGGGAGCGAUUCGUGCAGCGGGUGUCGAUGCUCCGGGAUUACAUCGUGCGCAUGCUUACGCAGGAUCUCCUGCGGACGUGGAGACCUCCAAUUGAAUUAGACGUUGCAGAGAAAACACAGGCAGAGGAGAUUCAGGUGGGUGGGGUCUUUCUUGCGUUGUACGUGCAGAGCCCGAUGUGGCAAGUUCGAAAGCCAAAAGAAUUUCUUCUAGCGCUUUUGGACCGUUAUGUGGAAGUUGGCCAACGGGCGCAGGGCGUUUCCGAUCUUUCGCCGGAUAGUGCCCAUCUUCUUGAGCUGCUCACACAGUCCGGUAUGCAUCUCCUCAGCUCCUCCAACGAUCUGAAAUACUACUGCUCAAGCCUAGGGUACAUACACAAAUUGGUGUCGUUCUUGACCUCUCCCUCUGAAGUUCUGGCGACGUCGGCCUUGAGAUGGCUGAACGAGUUGUGGACGUCGACGGAGUGUUUGGAGGCAACAAUGCCAGUGGAUGCGAUCGGCCCGCUGCUGAAGCUCAGCGCGCAGCACCCCGCCGCCGAGCCGCUCUUUCUCGAUGCCCUUGCGAGGUACAUCACUUCCUCGUCGCCGCGCUUUGGCGUUCUUGCGCUGGCAGCGCGGUACGACUUAGUGGGGAGGCUUUUACAGCAGCUCAAGGACGGCGAGACGACGGGAAAUGAAUCGCAGGAGACCCCAGCGGCGACUCGCGCGCGUAUCACUAAGGUUAUCAAGGCGAUGGUAAACCUCCGCGAUCCGAUCUACGGGGCUGAUGUCGAGAAUGAGCUGCGGCAGAGCCCGGUCUGGGGGAAGUACAAGGACCAAAGCCACGACCUAUUUCUCCCCUCCACGCACUCAGAUGGGAAGGCAGGGGGACGCCUAAUUGGUAGCGUUUCUGGGGCCUCUACGUUGCCCUCCCAACAUCAAACUGCCGCUGAAGCACUCUCAUUGACCUUUUCGGCUCAAGAGCAAAGAAACCGAGCGACAGAGCCUCCGCCGCUUGCUAAAGGCAAAUAG